Messenger RNA from Penicillium diatomitis, 621 nucleotides. Its product is annotated as ESCRT-III subunit protein VPS20. Gene Ontology annotation, cellular component: multivesicular body; ESCRT III complex. The transcript is spliced from 3 exons. NCBI's taxonomy places the organism in Eukaryota, Fungi, Ascomycota, Eurotiomycetes, Eurotiales, Aspergillaceae. Bases 1 to 621 code for a protein of 206 amino acids. Gene Ontology annotation, biological process: late endosome to vacuole transport via multivesicular body sorting pathway; vesicle budding from membrane. The record is from RefSeq and is a predicted model, not a curated record.
AUGGGGAAUACGGGCAGUUCGCAAAAAGUCUCGUCGCAAGAUCGAGCAAUCCUCGAUCUGAAAAUCCAGCGCGAUAAGAUAUAUCAGUAUCAGAAACGGAUCACGGCCCUCACAGAUCGAGAAACAGAAAUCGCUCGGGAAUGCCUUGCACGCAAUGACAAGCGUCGGGCGCUACUUGCGCUUCGGCGCAAGAAGUACCAGGAGACCCUCCUUUCCAAAACCGACAGCCAACUUGCGCAGUUGGAACAGUUGACGGGACAGGUUGAAUUUGCACUGGUGCAAAAGGACGUGCUGUUUGGCCUGCAGCAAGGGACCAAGGUGCUGCAGGCGAUCAAUAAGGAGAUCGGCGGGAUUGAGGCUGUAGAUCGGUUGAUGGAGGAGACAGCAGAGGCUCGCGCCUAUCAAGAGUUCCAGGAGGUGAGCCAAAUGCUCGAAGGCAGUUUAUCCACCCAGGAUGAGGAAGACGUUGAGGACGAACUGGAAGCACUUGAACGGGAGGUCGCAGGACCGGUGCAAUUACCUGCUGUGCCCAGCGACCCUCUACCGGAGCGACCUCAACCACCAGUGGAGGUGCAAGAAGAGUCACAGGAGCCGACUCGAACCCCCGUCCUCGCGUCGUAA